AUGUCAGCAACCUCUGAAGACGAGGCCCGAGCCUCAUCGCUUGCUAUCAAAUCCCUCGAAUAUCUCAAAAGCGGCAGUCACGAUGACGCAAUCCGCUCCUUGCGUGAGGCCCUCUCCUUAGCACCUCGUAACGAGACAGUGCUACACGCAUUCCACGAUUUUCAGAAAGACCAGAAUGUUCCUCCAGUUUGGCGACUUUGCCAGAAGCUCGUUGUUGAAUCAUCGCCUGAUGCGGGCAAAGAAGUGUUAAGGGCAUUGAAAGAUCCAAACCUGAGUUUACAGCCUUCGACAGCUACUGAAUGUCUUGAAUUGCUUCUCGCACAUGCCGAUACUAUUCCCUCUCCUGAAGGAGGUGAAGCAGUGGGCGGCAUUCUGAAAUCUAGUAGAGGCGGGAGGGAAUAUCUGGCCGACCUACUAGAGAGAGAUGCUGUUUGGGUGUUGAAUAAAUUUAUGGGGCUCGGGGGAGCUGCCGUAGAUGGGCUCGUAGUGGUGCUGCUAGACCCUGCGGCUUGGAAGGUGGUAGAAAAAAAGAAGAAGUGCUUGAGAGAGUGUUUUAAAGCCUUCCUCGAGAACUUGAAGCUUCGAGAGAAGGAUAAACAAUUAGCAACUGUAAGAUCAGUUGCAAGGUUACUCGCAGCACAUGCAGACGAGCUGCAUUCUUUCGUAGGGCAAGAAGGAUUAGAGAGAUUGCUGGAGAUGUUGGAUAUAAAUUCAGCAGAGGAUUUGCGAUCUCACGCUACACUAGCAACAGCAAAGUUUGUGGAGGCCGAUGAAGCGGUCGCGGCGAGUAUGCUGGGGAGGUUUAUGCUUUCUCGGUUAACUGAAGACUCAGACGACGACCUCCGGAUUGCGUUUUCGGCUGCGGCUGCGAUAUUUCCGCUUGUGCCAACAGUAGCAGCACAGUUGUUCAUGACCGAUGGAUUUGUCGAAGGGGUUGUUCCGAGCCUGCAAGGUCGCCCGGGGGAUGUUGAAAAAGCGGCGCUGGAAAUGAUGAAUGCGGCAUGUGUGGAUAAGAACUGCAGGGCUGCUGUCGCUGGGCAAUGUGAGGGCUACUUGGAGGCGGUGUCAAAAAGUACAGAGGGUAUAGGGAAAGCCAUCGCUUCCACAAUUCUUGCAAAAGUACGAUUUGGCGUCGGAGAGCCAGGGACUUUGCCAAAAGGGAUUGAUGAAUUGGCAGCGGUGUUCAAAAAUAUGAUACUGCAAGAGGACGCCGACUCACGACAUUCAUCGGUAGAAGGCCUAGCAUAUGCCACACUCAAAGCAUCAGUCAAACAAUCUCUCUGCAAGGAUAAAGUAUUCGUCAAGAAUCUUCUAGAAACAAUAAAGGACACUUCCAGCAAACCAACAGUAAUGUUCGGCGGUUUAACUGUCAUAAAUAAUCUUACAUCAUACCUCCCUCCAUUGUCAGAAGAGCAGAAGAAAGUCGCCCAGCUCAAGAAUUAUGCGAACGCUACCCCCAAAGCCAAGACAGAGCCUGAUGUAGGCGACAAGGACCCUGCUGUAACAGAGCGCUGUAAAAUACUUCUUGAAGCCGGUGUUGUUCUGGUUCUUAUUGCGUGCUCCCGAAAAAUUUCGCAGAAUGCUAUUGCAAUUGUUACCAACAUUCUUUUAUCACUCAGUCAACACCAGAAACAUCGUGGUCUUAUUGCACAGCAAGGAGGGGUCAAGCUUCUACUCCAAUUCUAUCCAGCGGUAACAGGAGAUACGUCUCAAGAUAGGCAGAUAAAACAGACAUGCUCGCACGCAGUUGCGCGAGUUCUAGUCUCCACAAAUCCGUCACAUGUAUUCUCAUCGCAACUUCCAGUGGCAUCAGCUGUGCGUCCGCUCCUGGCACUGCUAGAUAACUCAGAUGAUCAACCCACCCUUCUUCCGGUCUUUGAAGCACUUCUUGCACUUACAAACCUCGCUUCAACUGAUGAUUCCACUCGCGAUCUUAUCAUCCGUGUUGGCUGGCAGAAAAUCGAAGAGACCAUGCUCUCAUCAAAUGCAAUGGUUCAGCGUGCCACUGUUGAAUUGGUUUGUAACCUCAUGGCAUCCCCAGCCGGAGUUGAAAAGUUUGCAGACGGAUCCAAGAGUGCUGGUAAUAGGCUUCAUAUCCUCCUAGCCCUAGCAGACUCGGAAGAUCUAGCAACUAGACGAGCAGCAGGAGGUGCAUUGGCAAUGUUGACGGAGUGGGAUAAAGCGUGUGAAGCAAUUAUGAAUAGGGAGAGGGGUGUGGAGAUACUUUUGACAAUGGUAUCGGAGGACAAUGAAGAAGUGAGACAUAGAGGUUUGGUCUGUGUAAGGAAUUUGGUAUGCGGGGGCGGAGAAUAUGUUGGAAAGUUCAAAGCCGCCGAAGGAGCGAAUAUCAUUAGAGAGGCAUUGAGAGGCACAAGAAACCCGGAAGUUCUCUCAGUUGGAGUAGAGGCAUUGAAGGUUUUGAUGCAGGAGUAG
Morchella importuna is the source of this 2433-nucleotide messenger RNA. RefSeq lists its product as uncharacterized. Lineage: Eukaryota; Fungi; Ascomycota; Pezizomycetes; Pezizales; Morchellaceae. Gene Ontology annotation, molecular function: protein binding. The record is from RefSeq and is a predicted model, not a curated record. The coding region runs from base 1 to 2433 and encodes 810 amino acids. The transcript has 2 exons.